Aspergillus steynii IBT 23096 is the source of this 910-nucleotide messenger RNA. RefSeq names its product alpha/beta hydrolase. The transcript has 2 exons. The record is from RefSeq and is a predicted model, not a curated record. NCBI's taxonomy places the organism in Eukaryota, Fungi, Ascomycota, Eurotiomycetes, Eurotiales, Aspergillaceae. Bases 86 to 829 code for a protein of 247 amino acids.
GGAUGGGACAUAAAAGCCACCACCAUCCUUCUAUAUAGACCACCAACCCACAAUAUCCCUCCCAUCCAUCAAACCACCAACCACGAUGCCCAAACCAACCAUCCUCCUCGUCCAAGGCUCCUUCCAAACACCACACGUCUACUCCUCAUUCACCACCAGCCUCCAAAACCAAGGCUACGACACUAUCCACCCAGCUCUACCCAGCUGCACGGACGUCGAAGAUGCCGAUUUCCCAACUAGGACGCUAAGCGACGACGCCCUUGUCGUGAGACAUGCCCUCGAAGAGCUCGUCGAAAAAGAGUUCAAAACAGUGCUUGUGGUCAUGCACUCGUACGGGGGAAUCGUCGGGUCCGAAGCGAUUCCUGAAUCGUUGAAUUUCACGCAGCGCCAGAAAGAAGGGAAGCAGGGAGGCGUGGUUCAUUUGUUUUAUUUCGCGGCGUUUGCGCUAGGAGUGGGAGAGUCGGUACUGGGGAAGUUCGGCGAGUCGCCGAAUAAUCUGGUUCUGCCCGACGGCCGCUUCCGCAUCCUCAAUGGCGCCAAAACGCUGUAUAAUGAUCUUCCCGAGUCCGAGGCAGAGCUCUGGGAGUCGAGGCUGAUUCCUCAGUCGUAUGCGGUGCAGACGACGGCUGUGACGCGUACGGCGUACGAGUAUAUCCCGUCGACUUAUUUGAUUUGUGAAAAUGAUGCGGCGGCACCUGCGCAGUUCCAGGAGAUGUUCGCGGCGAUGGUGAAGGCGCAGGUGCGGAGGUGUAGUGCAGGCCAUUCGCCGAUGUUGAGCCAGACGGGCAUGUUGGUAGAUGAGGUUGUGCGUGUUGCUGAGAGUUGCUGAGAUGUAGAGGGUAUAAUCUGUUGGUGAGUAAUAUAGAAGAUAGAGAUUGUGAGUUAGGAGUUGGAAGUGACUGGCUGCUCC